AUGAUCAGGUCAAAUAAUGUGACUGAGUUAAUUAUCACUGGCCUUUUCCAGGAUCCAAGGGCGCAGAAUGUGUGCUUUGCGGUGUUUCUUCCCGUUUACUUGACCACAGUGAUGGGCAAUGGCCUCAUCAUCCUGACAGUCAGCGUCAGCAAGAGUCUGCAUUCCCCCAUGUACUUCUUCCUUAGCUACUUAUCCCUGGUGGAGAUCAGUUACUCCUCUACCGUAGUCCCUAAGUUCAUCACAGACUUACUCACCAAGAUUAAGACCAUCUCCCUGGAGGGCUGUCUGGCUCAAAUCUUCUUCUUCCACUUCUUUGGGGUCACUGAGAUCAUCCUGCUCACUGUGAUGGCCUAUGACCGCUAUGUGGCCAUCUGCAGGCCCCUGCACUACAUGACCAUCAUGAGUCAUACUGUGUGUCAAUUUCUGGUUGCUGGCUCAUGGCUGGGGGGCAUACUUCACUCCCUGGUUCAGAUCCUUGUCACUCUCCAGUUGCCCUUUUGUGGCCCCAAUGUGAUUGACCACUACUUUUGUGACCUCCAUCCCCUAUUCAAGCUUGCGUGCACUGACACUUUUGUGGAAGGGGUUAUUGUGCUGGCCAACAGUGGCUUAAUCUCUGUGUUCUCCUUCCUCAUCUUGGUGUCCUCCUAUAUCGUCAUCCUGGUCAACUUGAGGAACCAUUCUGCAGAGGGGAGGCACAAAGCCCUCUCCACCUGUGCCUCCCACAUCAUGGUGGUCAUUUUGUUCUUUGGACCUGCCAUCUUCCUCUACAUGAGGCCAUCCUCCACCUUCACUGAGGACAAACUGGUGGCCGUGUUCUACACAGUGAUCACCCCCAUGCUGAACCCCGUCAUCUACACACUCAGAAAUGCAGAAGUGAAAAAUGCCAUGAGGAGGUUGUGGCAAAAGAAAGUAGACUCAGGGAUGGAAUAA
Choloepus didactylus (southern two-toed sloth) is the source of this 930-nucleotide messenger RNA. RefSeq names its product olfactory receptor 4B1-like. The record is from RefSeq and is a predicted model, not a curated record. Gene Ontology annotation, molecular function: G protein-coupled receptor activity; olfactory receptor activity. Gene Ontology annotation, biological process: G protein-coupled receptor signaling pathway. Lineage: Eukaryota; Metazoa; Chordata; Mammalia; Pilosa; Megalonychidae. Gene Ontology annotation, cellular component: membrane. Bases 1 to 930 code for a protein of 309 amino acids. The transcript has a single exon.